GAGGGUGUGGAGAGCAGAGCGAGAGGAGCAAGGAACGAGGGGGAGAUCUCUGGAUCCGCUUCUCCGUGAGGGACGGAGAGAGAGAGAGAGGGAGCGCAGGGCUGGCUCAACAAGAGGAGAGGGAGACAAAGGAGGGGAAAAAAAGAGGGGACAAAGAAGAAGAAGAUCGGGAGAAGUUGACGGAGGAUCCUAAGAGCUAUGGGUUGUGCUCAGAGUGGACAUUGGUGUGUAAAGGAGAGGGGCGCUGCACCAGCCGGACACCCGAAGACCAGGGACUGCUCAGAGGACUGCCCGGAGAUCCUUAGCCUCGCUGAGUUGGGCAAGGUUGGGCCUCAUAACUUCAAAGAGAAAAACUUCAAGAAGAAACACCACUGUGGAGUGUGCAAGCAGACCAUAGACAGCCAUGGAUUCUUUUGUAAAGAUUGUAAAAUUGCUGUCCAUAGGAAAUGUGAAGCAAAGGCCCCCUCCUCCUGUGUGCCCCCCUCUGAACAACGGGUGAGUUUGACCUGAAGUCACCUGGAAAACAAGUAUUUUAUAUGAGCUGUUGAUGUCCAUCUGAUUUGGCUUUGUU
Molecule: messenger RNA, 571 nt
Organism: Clupea harengus (Atlantic herring)
Lineage: Eukaryota; Metazoa; Chordata; Actinopteri; Clupeiformes; Clupeidae
Gene: tns2b
Product: tensin-2-like
Exons: 4
Coding region: 199-510 (103 amino acids)
Biological process (GO): peptidyl-tyrosine dephosphorylation
Cellular component (GO): focal adhesion
Molecular function (GO): protein tyrosine phosphatase activity; protein binding
Source: RefSeq, a predicted model, not a curated record